AUGGAGGGACUUGAAAAAAGCUAUUCAAAUUUGGAACUGCAUAACAACAUACUUGUGGAUACAGAUAAAGUCUUACAACAAGUGGAACAACAACUCGAAACAUAUAUUGGUGAAAUGGUACGAACAAUGAAAGACAAUGUUCUUCCAGCUGAUAAGCCAACACAAUCUCUGCCAGAUACAAGAGACAAUCGAUUAUUCAUUCCAGGUAUUGUUAAAUUUAUUUGUACCCAAGGACAAUACAAUAGAAUCUAUUUAAACCAAAGGGGUUCACAAAAACCAGAAUAUCGUAUUGCAAUUCUUCUUGAUCAAUCGGUAUCCAUGACUGGACCAACAUAUUUUUCAUCUGUCGACAUGUUGCUUUCCAUUUGCGCAGUAUUGAACAAAAUAGGCAUUGAAGAUUUUAAUGUUUUGACAUUUGGAAAACGUAUAGAACUAAUCAAGAGUUACAAACAAAAUUAUGAUCGAUUAUUCGUACAUCAUCUAUUGAAAGCAUUAAAAAUGGACGGUGGAACAACAUUGUUAAGUGAUGCUAUUUUUGCUGCAUCCGAAUUACUACAACAACAAUCGACACAUAACAACAAUCAUGGACCUAUGUUUAUUUUUGUUUUAACUGAUGGUUAUGAUAAACGUGGAAGUUUCAUACAUCGUAUCAUUGCUCAUGCAGAACAACGUUUGAUAUCGCUGUGA
This is a messenger RNA of Rotaria sp. Silwood2, 687 nucleotides long. NCBI's taxonomy places the organism in Eukaryota, Metazoa, Rotifera, Eurotatoria, Philodinida, Philodinidae. The record is from the annotation of a GenBank genome assembly.